Messenger RNA from Physella acuta, 1535 nucleotides. RefSeq names its product beta-1,3-galactosyltransferase 1-like. NCBI's taxonomy places the organism in Eukaryota, Metazoa, Mollusca, Gastropoda, Physidae. Gene Ontology annotation, cellular component: Golgi membrane. Gene Ontology annotation, molecular function: hexosyltransferase activity. The record is from RefSeq and is a predicted model, not a curated record. Gene Ontology annotation, biological process: protein O-linked glycosylation.
CCAGCCGACAAAGACAGCAAAACUGUUAGCCCUUACGGGAGAUGAAGUGAAAGUAAAUCCAACUUUCCUCGUAACUCACAAAAGAAUGCACUCGCUGGGCGCUAAAACGGAAUUGAUGCUCCGAUAUUGGCUGGAACAGCUGAGCAAGAAACGGUGGGCCGACAUGGGCGCCCCCCUCAGCAGAGAAGCGGUGUGGCGCACUUUGACCGGCUCCCUGCUUGUAAUGGCCGUCUGCGUCACCGUCUGGCAGAUCACCACGCCCAGCACCGAGGUCAUCACAUUGUCCUUGACCUCUGAUAAUGAGACGGUCAGGGCCAUCUUUAAACAUGUACAACGAAAUGCCGACGGGUCGAUUGAUUUUCUUUUCAACGUCCCACGAGACGAACCACCAACAGUGCAACCCGACACAUCAACAGCUCGACCAGUGGUCAGAUUAAGUUAUCCGCUAACUCUGGACUCGCCCUACCUCAUCAACAGUGUCAACUUAUGCCCGCCCGGGUGGCCGAUUGACUAUAUUAUUGUCGUACACAGCGCCAUAUUUAAUUAUCCUCGCCGGAGAAUCAUCCGCGAGACGUACGGCUCGGCCAGGCUGUUUGGGUUGGUCACACAACGCGUCGUCUUCCUGCUGGGUCAGACCGGAAGUCUCGCAGACACCAGACUCAUCCAGGAGGAGGCCAUGACCCACAAGGACAUCGUCCAGGGGCGGUUCCUCGACUCGUACCACAACCUCACCCACAAAGGCGUGCUGGGGUACAGAUGGGUUUCUGAGCAUUGUCCCCAGGCCAAAUUUGUGAUCAAAAUUGACGACGACGUUUUCUUAAAUCCUUUUAAACUCGUUCAAGAAGUUUUACCGCGGUAUCAGAAUAAAUCCCGUCAGAUCGCAUGUCACGUCCGGCGGAUAGGCGCGAGUGUUGUGGUCAGGGGGAAGGGCAAGUGGGUGGUCCACGAGGACGAGUUCCGGGGUCAAAGGGCGUACCCAUUUGAAUACUGCAACGGCUACUUUGUCAUACUCACCGGCGAUCUCAUCCGGCCGUUGUUCCGUGCUGCAAGGAUCAACCCUUUCUUCUGGAUUGAUGACGUGUAUCUUUUCGGUAUACUUCCGGCCACGGUGGGCGGGACUACGUUCAGCGAUCUCCGCCCACAACUGACCUUGUCGUUCAACGUCGCGAAGCCAUGUUUCGUCAAAGAUGGCGCCAAAUGUAGAUAUCUUGCGGUCAGCCAGUGGCGAGCUGACGAACCGGAAACACUCUGGUACCUGCUCUUGUCAAAUAUAACAAAAACGGUCAAGCGAGAGUUAAUCGUGCAUCCAAAGUUCUAAUGUCCUGCUAAACCAAACACUUCCAGCACUGAUAUACACAUUCUGCGACAUACGACUAACACUUUGCUCAUCGCGUUAUUUGAUUAGUUCCACAACCAAGUUUAAAAUCUACCGUGUGCUUUAUUUCAUCUUUUUAGCUGCUUUCUUUACGCAGUCUCUGGGCAUUUACUUUAUCAAGUUAAUUAAAAACUGGAAGUGCGAGUAUCACGAGGAAACA